UCCUUCCAUGGAGGAGAGGGGGCCUCCCUCCACUUCUCAUGUUUCCGGUGACUACCCCCCUAAUUCCACCCACAAAUAUCAUAGCAUUCCAGACACCAACAACUUCCAAGACACCCCUACGGGGACUUACGUCGUCCAAGUCCAUAAAGAUCGAAUUUAUAGAACCCCACCACCGGAAAACGCUUUGAUUGUGGAACGCUAUCGUAAUUCUCCUGCUAAGAAACAAUCUAACUGUAUUAAAUAUGUGUUGAUUUCCAUCGCUAUUAUAGUUCUCCUUCUAGGAUUCAUAGGUGGGAUUACGUUAGUCGUGAUCAAGAAAGAUGACCCUAGAUUUCGUGUAGAACGUGUACGUGUUAACACAAAAGAAAAAAACCGACAAAAGAAAACCGAUUUCGACAUCACGUUGGCAUCAAGAAACCCUAAUGCUCACACGAUCAUAUCAUUUGAUGAUCAUGGAAAAGCUGCUUUGUCUUUUAAAGAUAGAAGAUUUGCCAUUGGAAAGUUUCCAUCAUCUGAACAAAGCCCAAAAAACUCAAAGGACGUGAAGUUAACCCUUACGAGUUCAUCUAAUAGUAAGUUACCUAUGGGGAUUCGAAAAAGCAUGAAUGGGACGACUGGAAAAUCCCAAAGAAAUGUCGAAAUAUUACUAGAGUUUAGGGUUCCGGUGAAAAUGAAGGUGGGGACGUUGCAGAUGAAGAGCAAGACGAUAUCAAUGUUGUGUCAUUUCAAGGUCAAUAAUUUGGCCAAGAAUCCACGUAUUUUAUCUCAAGAUUGUGAUUAUUCCACGAGAUACUAA
This is a messenger RNA of Lactuca sativa (garden lettuce), 796 nucleotides long. RefSeq names its product NDR1/HIN1-like protein 13. NCBI's taxonomy places the organism in Eukaryota, Viridiplantae, Streptophyta, Magnoliopsida, Asterales, Asteraceae. Gene Ontology annotation, biological process: defense response to other organism. Gene Ontology annotation, cellular component: plasma membrane. The record is from RefSeq and is a predicted model, not a curated record.